GUUUUUACUUGUAGCCAUCAGCCUACAGUGAGGUCAAGCUGUGUGCCGCCUUCCACCUGGCUGUAUAAAUUUUUGCUCCAAAAGCUCACUGCACCCAUCACUCGUCAGUGGCGUCCACUCAGGCUGUUUUACCUGCCAACAUGGAAGAUUCAUCAGAGCAGUCCCACUGGGUGUCUCCAUCUCUGCUCAGCUCAGACCCCCUGGCUGGUUUCUCCUCUGAUUCUGGCCUGUUGCCUCCAGGAGAAGAGGGUGAGACAUUCUUCCCCAGCCAAGACACUGACUACACCAGCCUGCCCUCUUUCUUCUCCAACCCAAGCCACAGCCGAGCGCCAGCCACCUACCGACACAGCUCGGUUCGACCAAUGUUCAGCCCACCGAGUCUGCUCAGCAAUCUGCAGCUGCUGGAUGGGCUGCCCAGCCACUCUCUGAGCUCACCCUACAAUCCGCCGGCCUCCACCUGGAGCAGCAGCCCUCUCACCAAGACGCCACUGCAUUCACACACCCCGACCUCCCUCUACACUCCCGGAGUGACCCCUUCCUUCACCACUUCCAGAGACGGAUACUCAUCUCCAGGCAGAGACGGCAGGGAGAGUCCCAGACUUCAGGAGGCCCUGAAGGCAGAGCGUCUGAGCCCACUUGGGGGCUCCGGGGCCAGCAGCAGCAGCUUUCUGAACCUGACUCCUGCAGUUGGCAAUGUGUAUACGCCAUCAUCCCACCCACACAUGAUGAGCCCCUACAGCUCAUACAUGAGUGGCCCACAGGACUACAGCUCUGCUGCCCUCUAUUCCAGCCCUGGAGCCUGGAUCAACCCCUCAUACUCUCCUAAACUCCGCAACAAGAUGAGGAUAUCCACUCCAGAGGCCAGAGAGUGUGUUAACUGUGGAGCCACAGCUACACCUCUGUGGCGUCGGGAUGGUACAGGCCACUACCUGUGCAAUGCCUGUGGACUGUACCACAAGAUGAACGGCCAAAAUAGACCUCUAAUCCGGCCCAAGAAGAGACUGAUUGUCAGCAAGCGUGCAGGCACCCUUUGUGCCAACUGUCACACAAGCACAACAACACUGUGGAGACGCAACUCCAAUGGGGAGCCUGUGUGCAACGCCUGUGGACUCUACUUUAAACUGCACAAUGUCAACCGGCCUCUCACCAUGAAGAAGGAUGGGAUCCAAACGCGUAACAGAAAAGUUUCCAACAAGAACAAGAAGAACAAGAAGGCUGCCCUGUUGGAGCCGUAUUCGGAGGUGAAUCAGCCGCCCUCCCUGGACGACCACGGUGGGGCCUUCUCCCUCGGCCCCGGGACUCUCCUGACCUACAGUCACUCGCCUCACCUCAUCCCUACACCGUCUCCCCUCCAUCCCUCUGCCAGCUUACCUUACACACACCACCUCAACUCUGGCAUGGUGCCCACACUAGUGUGACAUAACAGCCUGCUUCCUUGUAUUGCCAGUUAUUUGUGUGAAUUUGUACAUAUGUGUUUUGUUUUUCUUUGUUUGUUUUUUCAGUGGGUAUCAUAUGAAUGGAGUUCUCUGUGUGUUUUCACUGUAUCUCAUCCAUAUUUUAUGGUAAUGUGUCGAUUGGGCGCUUGUUUGAAGUCUGACUCAGGUUUUGGCAUGCAUUAACACCCUGACGAGGGAAUUCUUCCAGCUGUAAAUACAAACACAAAUCUGAUUUACCAUAUCUGUAUGACAAUCCUUUUAUCAUUCUUAAAGUGAAGGUAUACUUCAGUUUCGUGCUUCGUGGGUCUGUUUUGUAUUUGCAUAAUUCAUAUUGCCAUAUUAAAACGCUAAACAAAAAA
This is a messenger RNA of Archocentrus centrarchus (flier cichlid), 1795 nucleotides long. RefSeq names its product GATA binding protein 1a (gene gata1a). Gene Ontology annotation, molecular function: DNA-binding transcription factor activity, RNA polymerase II-specific; RNA polymerase II cis-regulatory region sequence-specific DNA binding; zinc ion binding. Gene Ontology annotation, biological process: positive regulation of transcription by RNA polymerase II; cell fate commitment; negative regulation of transcription by RNA polymerase II. The transcript is spliced from 6 exons. Bases 141 to 1418 code for a protein of 425 amino acids. Gene Ontology annotation, cellular component: nucleus. The record is from RefSeq and is a predicted model, not a curated record. Lineage: Eukaryota; Metazoa; Chordata; Actinopteri; Cichliformes; Cichlidae.